Molecule: messenger RNA, 1245 nt
Organism: Aspergillus melleus
Lineage: Eukaryota; Fungi; Ascomycota; Eurotiomycetes; Eurotiales; Aspergillaceae
Exons: 2
Coding region: 1-1245 (414 amino acids)
Source: RefSeq, a predicted model, not a curated record
AUGGGAGCUUACAGUGCGUCCUCAUGUCAGAAUGGCUCGAGGACUGGAGGCAGCUCCAGCUCUACCAACAGCGACGUCUCGGAUCGUUCGAAGAGCACGGUCCCUACGAUCUACAGCAAUCGGCCCACUUCGAAGCGGAGAGAGACGACCGAGCUCGAUGCCAAAGAUCCCAGAGACUCGGUAUCAACCUACGCAUCAACGGCACCUUCAGUCGAGGACCUCCCGGAGAAGCCACGCUACGCGGUGACUGAUCGCAGAUUGGAGGUCUUCCCCACCGACGUGGUCCCUUCCAAUCCGUCCACGUUCGCCGACUUGUUCCCAUCUUCGCGACGAUUACUUAUCCGCCACGACGAUGCGACGCUAGAUGGGAACAUGAACCUCCGGGUAGACACCGUCGUCCCGCGACGAGGAGGGUACCAGCAAGAGAUUACCCUGUUUCAUCUGCGCAUGUAUGACUUGUUCUCCAGGAAGUUUUCCUUUCGGCGCUACUGCCGAGAUUCGGGGCGCGAGGUGUGUCACUCGGAGAGGAAACCUCGAUCGUCUCGUUCGGACAGACGGCCGGUGUUUCGACGUUCUUGGAACAGUGUGUUGGCCAGCUUGCGACCGGGAUCAAGUGGCAAUGGCUCGCUGCCCAAUGCAGAGCACAAGCGCCAGGAUUCCGAGUAUAGGUUGGUUGGUGACGAGGGGUAUUUUCAGGACAAGGAUCUAGACGCCAAGGGCGGUGCCGAUCGACCCGUCACACUUGCUGACAAUACCCUGCUGGAGUUCUCCAACUAUGCGCACGUAGAAAUCAGAAGACGAGGCGCUGGGGUAUCUAAAAGGUACGAGUACGAAUACUGGUCCACGAAGUACCAGUGGAGACGGGGAUUUCGGAAAGAAGGCGAUUUGCGAGAGGUAACUUAUCACCUCGUCGACACGCGGACGUCAAAGCAGAUCGCUCAUAUCGUACCGGAGAUCUUGACGCCCAUGGAAGCGGUUGAAGAAGAGAGUAAGGGAGGCUGGGUCCCACCGUCUUCGAUGUGGAUUAGUGAUGCCUCUGUAUAUGAGAAGAUGUCUGACAUGGCUGAUGUGAUUGUUGCGACCGGACUGAUUAUCCUAGUCGAUGACUGUAUUCGUCGACGCUGGCAUUCGAACGGACAUGGCCCCCUUCCACUUCCAACACGAUCUUCGAUCACCAGGGGGAUGGAGACGAUAGGAGCUAAGCGCCUCAUUGAUGAGGUGUUCCUUCGAAGGGGAUCAGCCUAG